UUCCUUCAUCCGUCAUUUUUGAGACGGUGUGCAAGCAUCUUCUGACACAGACUUUCCAGCUGAAAACGUCAAUAGCAUGGAAUUGCAUACUUUUAGGUGUUGUGAUUCAUCUUUUGAGGAGAAAAAUAAAUUCAAUGACGAUAAAAAUCAAACACUUUCAUCAGAAGAGCAGAUUGAAGCAGAAGAGUCAGUGAAAAAACAAUACACUCAUUUCAAACACAGACUGGAAAUCGACCAUGAGUGUAUUUUGCCUGUACUUGACCGAGAAAUGCAUUCAGCCUUUCUUCAGAAAGGGCUUUCCAACCUGUCAUCAUCUUAUGAGUGUUUGGAUGCCAGCAGGCCAUGGCUGUGUUACUGGAUUCUGCAUUCUCUGGAACUCUUGGAUGAGCCAUUAAGUGAUGAGACCAUAUCUCAAGUUGCAAAAUUCCUUGGAAAGUGUCAGUGUGAAACUGGAGGAUUUGCAGGUGGGCCUGGGCAGCAUGCCCACCUAGCCCCGACUUAUGCUGCUGUGAAUGCUCUGUGUAUCCUCGGGACAGAAGAAGCAUUCCAGAUUAUUGACAGGGAGAAGCUGUAUGACUUCCUGAUGAGUAUGAGGUCGACACAAGGGGCCUUCAAGAUGCACAAGGGCGGGGAAGAGGACAUCAGAGGGGCAUACUGUGCUGCAAGUGCAGCCAGACUUACUAACAUAAUGACCCCGGAAUUGUUCGAUGGAACACCAGAAUGGAUUGUCAGGUGUCAGACAUACGAGGGUGGUUUUGCGGGCUGUCCUGGGAUGGAGGCCCAUGGUGGAUAUUCAUUCUGUGGGCUCGCUGCACUUACACUCCUCAAUAAGACCAACCUCUGUGAUGUCAAAAAUGUUCUGCGUUGGACGGGCAAUCGUCAGAUGCGUUACGAGGGAGGAUUCCAGGGUCGUACGAACAAGCUGGUGGAUGGCUGUUACUCCUUUUGGCAGGGUGGAGCCUUCCCCCUCAUACACAUGAUCCUUACCAUGCACAGCACCAAGGAUGACAGCAGCCUGAGUGCAGAGAGCUGGCUGUUCCAUCAGAAGGCCCUGCAGGAGUAUGUGCUUGUUUGCUGCCAAUACCCCGGCGGGGGUCUCAUUGACAAACCUGGCAGGGCCAGGGACUACUACCAUACAUGCUACUGUCUGAGUGGACUGUCCAUAGCCCAGCAUUUCGCAGGUGGAAAACUGAGCCAUGUGCUUAAUAUAGGACAUGAAAACAAUAUAGUACGCCCCACCCACCCAGUGUACAAUGUGUGUGUAGACAAGGUUGUCCAUGCCGACAUGUUCUUCAAACAAUUGCCACCACCCAAAUCUGCUUCUAAAUCACCCAACACAUAAUACAAAACACCACUUUAAACUCUUUUUUAGCAUAAUUAUCAAUUCAUGGGCUGUUAAAAAUAUUGAACAAAAAAAGUGUUACUUUCUUGCUGGUUAUACAUGUAUUUGUCCUUUUAAAAUUGGAUUACAAUCAUGGUUGUCUGUAAUGGGAAGACAAGACAAUACUUUGUCUAUCAAUUGAUUGUAAUGUACAUUUGUGCCAGUUUUAUGAUUUAAUCAUGUAAACAGUAAAAAUGUAGCAUAUUGAAUUGGCAAGAUAAUCACAUUAAAAUGUGAAAUGAUAAACAAGCAAUGUUUAGAAAAUUGCAUUUUUGUACGCAUCUUUUGAUCCUAUAGUCUAUAUUUUGUUACAUCUAAUGUUAGCAGAUAUGUGAUUUGUAAGUGAUAUUUGUAAACUAUUUACAGUUCAUGUGUGUAAGAUUGUGCUUCAAUUGUAUUUCCUCUACUGUUUUAAACUUUUUUUAUUAAUACAGAUUUGUAAUCUCUCAUAUUCAUGUACAUUACUUUAAUCAGGAAUAAAAUAUGAAAAUUUCAA
Mya arenaria is the source of this 1877-nucleotide messenger RNA. RefSeq names its product protein farnesyltransferase subunit beta-like. The coding region runs from base 77 to 1342 and encodes 421 amino acids. Gene Ontology annotation, molecular function: protein farnesyltransferase activity. The transcript is spliced from 13 exons. The record is from RefSeq and is a predicted model, not a curated record. Gene Ontology annotation, cellular component: protein farnesyltransferase complex. Lineage: Eukaryota; Metazoa; Mollusca; Bivalvia; Myida; Myidae. Gene Ontology annotation, biological process: protein farnesylation.